ACAGAGGAAUGGGGCAGGAGAGAGGAGAGAGUUAAGUGCUUUUAUUUUGCCAGGGGGUGUCCACACAGGCGAUCACGUCGGCAGUAGAGGGAAGGGAAAAGAAUUUGAGUAGUGGACAGACUUUGGUUUGAUUUAUUGGAGAUCUCCUGGUUCAGCAACAGCAACUGAGAGGACAAGACAGAGAAAAGGAGGAGGGGAAAAAUAAGUGUCAAUCUGUUGAGACUUGUUUGGGAAUUUGAGGAAGGAGGGGAGGUGGAGAGAGAGAGAGGCAGCAAGAGGGAAAAGCUAGGAGAGCUCUGGCGUAAACAUUACAUUUUUCACAAGCGUUAAAGUAUUUAGAGGAAAAGAUAAAUAUUGAGUUAUUUGAAGAAAAUGAGGACGUUUGUUGUGUCACCUAGACAAUGUGAAUACAAGGAAUGAAUUCUUGUGUGUUGUGCAAUCCCAUGCUUUUGAGCUGAGCUGGACCCGGGGGGGAGACCACAGAUCUCCCCAGGACACUACAUUCAGGUUCUCCAAAUUAUGAAACUAUGGGGACCAAAAGGCCCAGCUGCACCGUCUUUGACACUUUAUCUAACAUAAACACAUCUGACCGCAAGCUUCAGCCAGGUGGAAAAAUCUCCCGGGAUCCAAGUCCGAGGCCAGUGAUGACUGCCCAGUCGGAGCGAGAGAGAGACAGCAACCGAGACCAAGACUGGAGGAGAGAAAGAGAAACAGAGAAAAUGAGGGACAGAGCCAGAUACAAAGAUAUGGACCCACGGGACAGACAUUAUGAAAGAGACCGAGCUCCUGCGCCCCGGCCCAGAGAGGGAGAAAGAGAGUGGAGGGACAGAGAGAGGAGGCAAGAAGAUGACAGGAGCAAAAAUGGGAGGCCACUGUCCAAUGUAGAGAAGGAGACUGAGAGAGAGGUAGAGAGGGGGAUGAAGAAAGGCGACACAUUCCCCAGAAUGAGAAAGAGCAGCCCAGGCCGAGGCAGAAGAAUGACGGCCUCAACUGAGAUGGGUGAAGAGAGACGAGAAAGGAGGCAGAGAGAUAGGCCAAGAAGAGAGGAGACAGAUGAGUGGGAGAGAGAAAGAGAGAGGGCAUGGCAGAGAGAAAGGUACAGAGAGAGGGAGAGAGAUGAGGUCCGUAGCAGGGCAAAGGAAGAGGGGAAAAACACUUUACGAAGACCAGAAGAUGAGAAACGUCAUAGGGAAAGAUACCAAGAGUCUGAUGUUGACUUUCAAGACAGGAGGAGAGAAGUGGGUGAUUCGUGGGACAGAAGAGAGAGGGAUGCAGGUAGAAAGAGAGAAAAGCCAAGGUUUAAUGUGGAAAACAGGGAGGUCAGGGCGUCUUCUCCACACAGAAGAAGAGACAGAGACAUCUAUUCAGAUGGGAGGGAGAGGGAAAAGGCACAGAGGAGAGAAGGAUGGAGGGACACCAGGAGUGAGGGAGACAGUGACGAGAGAGAGCUGAGGCGGGAGAGACAAAGGGAGGAGUUGACAUAUCAACACAGCAGAAGCGAGGGGGAGAGCAUGGGCAAAACAGAGAGGGAGAGAGGGAGAGAUAGGCAAGGGUACAGGGAGGAGGAGGGACAGAGAUACAGAGACAGGGACAGAGACAGAGAAGCGGAUCGGUCCAGGAGGAGGGCAGUGGAGAAGGAUAGGGAGAGGUACAGAGAGGCUGACAGGAGAGGAGCAAGGGAGGCAGACAGGGAGGGAGAAAGAUGGAGCGAAAGUGCGAGACACGUGAGGGAUGAUAGGAGACAGGAUGACAGAUACAGGGAUUACAAUCAGAGGAGAGGGAGGGAAACAAAGGAAAGGGAGGCAGACCCUAGGUGGGCCGAUAAGACAGGCAGAGGGGGCAGAUCCCCGAACAGGUCGGCUCCCAGGGUGCCGCCUCGAGCCCAGAGCAGCGGAGAGUGGAGCACUACUGAGAGUGACAGAGAUGUAGAAGAACAGAGAAAUCCAGAGAGAACUGCGGAAAGGAGAAUAAGAAGCGAGAGACAAGAGAGAGAUGGAGGAGAGACGGCAGGUGGCGUGUCUGAGCAGAGGAGGAUGUGGUUAGAGCCACAGAGGGGCAAAAAUAGAAAGGAAGAGUUUGUCGACAGAGAAAGACACACGAGGGGGGAGGAGAGGAGGAGAGAAGAAGAGAGGGGUAUGGAGUCACAGGCUGAGUGGACAAGAGAGGGGCAGAGAGUGAAAGAGGAACCUGAUGAGAGGUACUCAGACCAAAGUAGUUACAGAGGAAGACAUGGAGGGAGACACGAGCACGGGGGAGACAUAGAGAGGGAGUCAGAGGGUGUGAGUGUAGAUGGAGAGGAGGUGGGUGAAGGCUGGAGAGAAAUAGAUAAAGGAGGGAAGGAGCAUCUGUCUGAGCGCGAUGUAGGGAUAGAGGGAAGGCGGCGGAGCUGGGAUGCAGAAGGAGAGAACAUGACAGAUAACACAGAGGAGAGUGACAGAGAGGAAGAGGGUGGGAGCGAUUACUGGGGCCGCUCCGAGAGCGAAGGAGGAAGUGAGAGAGGGUGGCAGCAAGACAGAGACAGAAUGCUGUCAGGAGAGGACGGCUUUGUGACCGUGUCCAGCGGUGGAGAUGAAGAGGAUGAGAGAGAGGAGGAUGAAGAAGACGAGUUUGAGGACUGUCAGGAGUUUUGGGAAGGUGGAGAUGCAUAUGAUGACCUCUCACCUGCUGCCUUCAAGGGGCACGAGGGAGAGGAGGAGAGGAGAGAGGAGUGGACAAUGGGAAAGGAGGAGAUGGGUGAUGAAGACAGACAGGGAAGAGAGAAGUCAAAGUACGUCUUCUGUGUGAUUGGGCAAACGUUGCCCCGGUUAAGAACCAGCGAGAAGUCACCGUCACAAGUUGAUCAGGUGAAAGGAGAGGAAAAGGGCGACCCAUGUUUAGAGCGUCGACGUCAUUGUAGUGAUGACGCCACACGGCAACCUCUGGAUGACCUGCAUCCGACGCUGAGUAGACAUGAUGAAUACCCAAUCAACAACGUACCAAGAGAGGAAGGGGCAGCCAUGGGAGAAACAACUGUGGUGGAUAUCAGGUACGGAGUGUCAUCAGAGCUUCAAAGCACAGAGACUGGAGAGGAAAUCAGGUGCAAAAAGGAGCACCCGUACGCCGAAAUAGGGCCGAUUAACAGGGACUCACAGACUGAAAGGCUCCUCAUGGAGUGGAGAGACAAAAAUAAAGACAUGGUGGACAGAGAGCGGGAGCAACCUUUGCCAGUCCCGAGUAAUCCCUAUGAUGAUGUUUGUUCUGGGAUGGAUUUUGAACAACUUCAACCCAUCUUGGAUGGGAUUAAAGCCGGAGCGAUGAGCCCAGAGGAGGUGGAGGCCAUUCGGAUCCGAAUGAGCGGAGCGUGGAGCAUGUCCGAGGAGCCCAAGCGGCAUUCCCAAGCCCCCCACCUUAAAUGGGCCAAAAAUGUGGUGCGGGAGAUUCUUGGACGCUCAGAGGAGCAAACUUUGGAUGAACUUAAUGUAGACGUGGAAGGAGACCGAGGGUUCGACCGGUCCGAGACGGCGAUGGAGAAUGACAGACGACAGGAGGAGGUGGCACACGAGUCUGGAGAGAUGCCUUUUGGUACGUUGAGAACGGAGGAACAGCACUCAGAGCCAGAGCUGGAGGAGGAAGAGCUGUUGGAGGUGGAGGGAUUGAGAGGUAUGGGGCAGAUCCAAGCCGACAUGCAUGCUGACCAGUUCGCAGCUAUGCAUGGUGACACACCUACAUACACUCAUGCUGACACACUGUUAGACACAGAAGGGAAGGAGGAUCACAGUAUGGACAAGGAGACUGAGCCCUCUGGUCACUUUCAGUUAGAAAAGGCAGAUAUAGAGGUGAAAGUCAGCGAGGAGGCAGGCGACGAGGGGAAGGUGUCAGAGAAGGAGAAAGAAGCAAGGAGAGAGAAGGAGGUGGAGAUGUAUUUAUCUGUUAGCAACACGCUGUACAAGCCUAACAGCUGCCCCAUUCUUAACUGUGAAACCGGGUCUGACUUCCUCAAGCCCUCCAGAGGGGGUGAGGCGGAAGACAGGGCGGGUGAGAGUGAAGAAGAGAGGCAGGGAGAGGAGCCUGAAGAGAGAGGCACUGCAGAGGAGGUGGGGAAGAUGAGGGAGGAAGCGAGAACCGAGGUGGACACCAGACAGGUGGUGGCAGGAGGGAGACUAGAAGGGGGGACUGUUAAGAGCAGCUGCAGUUUCCGAGAUUUGGGUCCCGAGGCUCGAUUACGGAGGAGGGGGAUCCGUAAAACCACUGAAAGAAGAAAUGGAGAGCAUGUAGGAGUGGAAGAAGAGGAAGGUGUUGGAAGGGAUCGCAGGACCAGAAUAUUCUCUACAACAGAUGAUGAGGAUGAUCGGAGCAAAAGCUGGGGAGAAGUAGAGCUGAGGAAUGUUCUGGACACAAUCGACAGACGGAAAAGGAACUCAAGGUUUUUCAAUGCUGCCCAGCUCUACCAGCAGUACAGCGAGGCUGCUCAGAACUUUGAGAUCCUUCGCCAGGCCCGCUCCGAUGUCCUCUCUGUGUGCGAGGACACUACCCCGUCCCCUGCUCCCUCUCCUCCUCCUGCCCGCCGACCUCUUCCUCCGCUGCCUCCCGUCCGCCACCCCCACUCCUUGUGCCACACAAGCUCACUCACCAGUGUCAAAAGCUUGCCUCUCCCUGAGCCCCCCAAGCGUGACGACAGGUCAUCCUCCCCACGUCUAUCCAUCUCUCUCACACAGUCGUCCACGCUGUGGCGGGAGCUGCCGGGGGUCAGGAACAGUGCUGAGCUGGAGGGGCUCACAGAGGACGAGAGCCGACUACAGGAGGUGAGAUUUGAGGUGGUGACAUCAGAGGCCUCCUACUGUCGGAGUUUGGACAUUGUUGUUGAACACUUUGUCAAAUCCAAACAGCUGGGGGUGCUGUUGACCACUCAGGACAGGAACUGGCUGUUUUCCCGGCUGGCGGAUGUUCGUGCGAUCAGCCACAGUUUCUUAUCAAAGCUGGAGGAGCGUGUGGAAUCAGACAUCAUGCACUUUACCGUGUGUGAUAUCAUCGCUCGGCACUGUCAGCGCUUCAAGAUGGUUUAUGUGCCCUACCUCACCAACCAGUCCUAUCAGGAUGCCACCUACCAGAGACUCAUGAAUGAGAAUCCAGGAUUCAAGCGGAUUGUGGAGAAAUUAGAGAGAAGUCCUGUCUGUCAGAGGCUUCCUCUUCGUUCCUUCCUCGUCCUUCCUUUCCAAAGGAUCACGAGAAUUAAACUACUGGUCCAGAACAUUGUAAAGAGAACAACUCCUGGUACCGCAGAGUCGAGUCAGGCCAUCAAAGCUAUGAAACUUCUGGAGAAGUUGAUUCAAGAGAGUAAUGACAGCAUCACUCAGAUGAAAAGCAUCGAGUCCCUGGUCUCUCUCAGUGCUAAGGUGGACUUUGAGUGCAGGACUCUCCCUCUGAUCAGUCAGUCUCGGAGGCUGGUGCGGGAAGGGCCGGUCACAGAACUGAUGGAUUUCUCCUUAAAGGAUACAGAGAGGAAUAUUUAUUUGCACCUAUUCAAUGACUACUUGCUACUUUCACUACAAAAAGAAGGAGGAAGGUUCACAGUAAUCGACCACUCCCCUGUGUCAGACCUGCGUGCAGAGAACUGCCGAGUCAAACUUCACUCCCUCCAGAAGAACCUGUUUCGGCUGCACAUGUCGCACAAAGCCCUGCUGCUUCGGACUGACACACAGAGUGAUAAGCUACGUUGGAUAUCCGCUCUUUCAAGGCCACAUCCUGAAAUUGAUUUUUCUGCUGCACAAGAUUUUCCGCAGAUGCAGUGUAUCCGGGCUUUUGUUGCGCAGCAGCCUGAUGAACUGUCGCUGGAAAAAGCUGAUAUCAUUCUAGUGCACCAACAAAGCAGUGACCAUUGGGUAGAGGGGACCAGACUGUCUGAUCGGCAUCGUGGAUGGGUGCCCGAGUCCCAUUUGGAAACCAUAAGCAACUCAAGGGUCCGACAACGCAACCUGUCAGAUGCCCUCAAACUGACAACAGCCACAGCUGCUGUUUGACCAGGACGCUCAGAGUGGGACUAAAAUGAGGGACGUCCUGAAUGUAUUGUCAAGGAUGAAACUCAUUUGUAGGCUUCAAACUGCUGCAAACAGGACUAUGGAGAUUCAGUGCUGAAGUAUUGAAUUGUUCACUAGCGUGAAGCACCUGAAAUGCUGUAAGAACACAUCUCAUUGAAGCACUGGGUCUCCCUUGUUUCACUUGGUGGAACAGUGUAUUGCCUUAGAGCAAUGUGUGAACUGCUGAGGCCUGCCAAAAACACAUUAAGGACUAUGUGACUCUAUUAACUGUUAUCCACAGUACAUUACAAACAUUGUGUGUACUAUGAUACAUCAAUAAACCGGUGUUUUAAGAGAAAUAGUUUUAAUGGGAUAUCACCUUUUUCCAAGAGACGUUAUUUUUGGAAAAUGUAUUAUUAUUUGUGUAUAUUGAACAGAAUCUAACAGUUGAGUGAAUGAUGCAUGUCUAUUGCGAAGUUCACUCCUGCAUGCAGCAGUGCUGAGGGGAAUCAUGCAAAAUGUACAAGGCAAUUCAAAGAUGCACAGGGCUUACACUGUGAUAACAUUUCAAUAAAUUAAGGUUGAUGGAAUAAAAUCACAU
Messenger RNA from Chelmon rostratus (copperband butterflyfish), 6594 nucleotides. It is a transcript of the gene arhgef5, whose product is annotated as Rho guanine nucleotide exchange factor (GEF) 5. The record is from RefSeq and is a predicted model, not a curated record. Lineage: Eukaryota; Metazoa; Chordata; Actinopteri; Chaetodontiformes; Chaetodontidae. Gene Ontology annotation, molecular function: guanyl-nucleotide exchange factor activity; protein binding. Gene Ontology annotation, cellular component: cytoplasm; nucleus. Bases 528 to 5996 code for a protein of 1822 amino acids. Gene Ontology annotation, biological process: activation of GTPase activity; intracellular signal transduction. The transcript has 15 exons.